AUGGAUAAGUUAACUUCAAGGCAAUUGCAGCAGAAACUUAAUGAGUUAGGUUUUGAGCAAUAUUCUGCAGUAUUUUUACAAAACGAGAUCAGUGGUGCAGAUAUUCCUUAUAUUACAGAAGAUCAUCUUAUCGAAAUGGGUGUUGAACUUAUUGGACAUAGAAUGUUACUUAUAAAAAGACUUAAUGAAUUAUAUGAAGGAAAGAAUCCAGAUCCAGUUCACUUAAUUGACGGUUCAAAUAAUGCUAAAUCCAAACCAGAACCAAAAAUAUCUCGCGCUGAAGUUAAUUAUUCAUACAAUAGACGUACUUAUGAAGAUAAUAGUGAUUCUGAUGAUUUCAAACAAACCAAACCUCAACCAGUAGUUAAUCAAAAAACAACUCGUACACCUAAGUAUAAUUAUCACCAAUCUGAGAGUGAUGAGUACGAAAGUCGUUCUCAUAAACGAGAGAAUACUUAUAAUAUAGAAAAUCAAGAUGUUCCACGACCAAUAUUAAAAUCAUCAAACGCUUCAUCUUCAUCCAGACAAGACGCGUAUGAUUCUGAUCAAACACGUCCUUCUAAGAGAGAAACACCAAAAAUUUCACGUACAACUAUUCAGACCUCUUCAAAUACAGAAGAAAAAACAGAAAAGAAACUAUCUAAGAAAGAUUCUGAAGGAACAAAGUUGAGUGAGGCUUCAUCAACUAUAAGAAACUCUACUUCCAAACUUCAAUCAAAGCCUUCGCAGUCUAAACCUGAACCAAAAUUACAGCCUGCUGCAUCUGAAUCUCAAUUUAAUACGCAAAAUCUUAAUACACAAGAUAGUUCUGAUAGAGUUGUUUGUCAGUAUUGUGGAAGAAAGUUCCUUCCUGAUGCUGCGAGACGUCAUAUCCCUGUCUGUGGAAGAAUUAGGGGUAUGUCUAAGAAAUAA
This is a messenger RNA of Trichomonas vaginalis G3, 912 nucleotides long. Its product is annotated as somatostatin receptor binding. The transcript has a single exon. Gene Ontology annotation, molecular function: protein binding. Lineage: Eukaryota; Parabasalia; Trichomonadida; Trichomonadidae. The record is from RefSeq and is a predicted model, not a curated record. Bases 1 to 912 code for a protein of 303 amino acids.